This is a messenger RNA of Cuscuta epithymum, 2092 nucleotides long. Lineage: Eukaryota; Viridiplantae; Streptophyta; Magnoliopsida; Solanales; Convolvulaceae. The record is from the annotation of a GenBank genome assembly.
CUGAGAUUUGAGUGUUUUUACAACUUGGAGGAAUUGAGUGUUUUAUACGAGGUCUACCGGAACCGAUACGAUAGUUUUUCCAAACAAUUUCUAUUAAAGUUUCACGCAAUUUCUAUUGAAGCAAGGUGAUCGGGGCGAGAUAUUUCAAGCUGGACAAUGUGACGGUUCCCGGCGAGAUAAUGUCACCCGGAGAUGUGUCCGGGCACGGGACACACACCUCAUCCACCGCAGCCGGGAGGCCGGUAGACGGCGCAAACUUAUCCGGGCUCGCCGGAGGAACGGCGAGAGGGGCGGUGCCUUCAGCCAGGGUGGCUAUGUACAAGGUGUGUUGGGCUAACGUAGGGUGUUCGGACCAAGACAUCCUGGCUGGGUUUGACGCCGCCAUGGCAGAUGGAGUGGACAUUAUCUCCAUCUCCAUAGGAGUCGUCUCUGAAACUUAUGAAACGAACACAUUGGCCAUAGGGUCGUUUCAUGCAAUGAGGAGAGGGAUACUGACGGUGGCCUCUGCCGGGAAUGAUGGGCCUUCCUAUAACACUCUGUAUAACCAUGCGCCGUGGCUCCUUACGGUGGGCGCCAGCGGCACUGAUAGGCAGUUCAGAAGCGAUGUGGUGCUGGGCGGUGGCCGCGGCGGAUCAACAAUUUCUGGAAUUGGAGUGAACACGUAUGAGCUACAACAUACUAAAUCAUAUCCCAUAGCAACGGGAGUGGCGGUUUCCAAUUCCAGCCAAAAUGAUUAUAAUGCCAUGUUUUGUGGAGAGGGAUCAAUGGCACCGGCAAAGGUACAGGGUAAGAUCAUUUACUGCAAGUAUGGUGCUGAACUGGAUGCUGAUUCAGUGGUUAAAGGUCUUGGAGGGAUUGGCACAGUUAUUGAGAGCGACAAUCUUCCCGAUACUGCUUUGGUUUUUAUGGCCCCUGCUACCAUAGUUAAUAGCACCAAUGGCCUAUUUAUUACUCAUUUUAUCAACUCCACAAGGUCGCCAUCUGCAGUAAUAUUCAAAUCCAAGGAAGUUAAGGUUAAGGCUCCUUUUGUGGCAUCUUUUUCAUCCAGGGGCCCGAAUCCACAAGUAAAACGCAUUCUUAAGCCUGAUAUUGUGGCUCCUGGGAUUGACAUUCUAGCAUCAUACACUCCUUUGCAAUCGAUUACUCAUCGGAAAGGCGACACACAAUAUUCACAAUUCAAUUUAUUUUCUGGUACGUCAAUGGCAUGUCCUCACAUUGCCGGUGUUGCCGCCUAUGUCAAGUCUUUCCACCCCGAAUGGUCUCCUGCUACCAUCAAAUCUGCUAUCCUUACUACUGCAACGCCUAUGAGCUCCAGGGUGGACAGUGGAGCGGAAUUCGCAUACGGGGCGGGACAAGUGAAUCCAACUAGAGCAAGGAAUCCUGGACUAGUGUACGACAUGGAAAACGCCACGAUGUCGUACGCUAAGUUCUUGUGCGGUGAAGGCAGCGGAAAUUCCUCUGCAUUGUCCAAAAUAAUAGGCGGGAGCGUCGAUUGUUCCAAACUUCUCCGGGUUUCGGAUGCAAACGAAAAUGGAGAAGACAUCAUUAACUAUCCCACAAUGCAACUUGCCUUGGGAACUGGCAAUAAAAACCCAAUAACAGUGGGUGUGUUCAAGAGAACAGUCACAAAUGUUGGGAUGGGUAGAUCUUCUUACAAUGCCACAAUUUUUGGAGCUCCAAAAGGUGUGGAGAUCAGUGUCAAGCCUAUGUCUUUGUCUUUCAAUAGUGUUGGACAGAAGCUGAAUUUUACAGUUGUGGUGAAAGUGAGUUCCAUCUCAAGCUCAGUUCCACUGGUGUCUGCUUCAUUGACAUGGAGAAGCAAUGGAUAUGUUGUGAGGAGCCCUAUUGUCAUUUACAACUCAAGCCAAUACUUCUUCUGAUCUUUCAGUGCCAUGUUUGGAAUUUAAUUUAGUUGGCAGGAAAAAAAUUUAUAUACUAGUAUUAAUUUUGGAUUAAGAGCUUAUAUCUCUUUCAGACCAGAUUUAUUAUUUAUUACUUUUUUUUAUCAUACUAGUAUGUCUUUGUUACAUCAAACAUCUUUUGCUUCCAUCUUUUAUUUUGUUCAAUCAAUACUCUGUAUUUACUAUUUAAC